Messenger RNA from Ctenopharyngodon idella (grass carp), 2036 nucleotides. RefSeq names its product CDC-like kinase 2b (gene clk2b). Gene Ontology annotation, molecular function: ATP binding; protein tyrosine kinase activity. Gene Ontology annotation, cellular component: nucleus. Gene Ontology annotation, biological process: regulation of RNA splicing; protein phosphorylation. The record is from RefSeq and is a predicted model, not a curated record. NCBI's taxonomy places the organism in Eukaryota, Metazoa, Chordata, Actinopteri, Cypriniformes, Xenocyprididae.
AUGCCUCACUCUCGGCGAUACCCGUCGUCAGAGCGGAGCCGCAGCAGGAAUCAUCAUGUUCGGUAUGAACGGAGCCGGCGAAGACGCCGCACGCGCAGCCGCUCCACGUCGUCCAGCAGCCAGCGGGACAGAAGCAGGAGACGGCAGCGAGACAGACGCCGGAGAGACGGCAGUUACCAGCGCUCCAGGAGCUAUGAGAAGCCCUCCGUCGAGCACAGACUGAGCAGCAGGCGUUACUGUCGCGGCGAGCGGGAGGAGUUUGUCGCAGACGGCUUCUUCCGACACACGGACUUCGCCCGUCGCUCUCACGACUACCGACAGGAGCGGGAUGCUGGAGCAGAGGAGAGGAGCAGCCGACGCACACGCAGACACCGCCGAACGAGAACUCGAUCCAGAACACGCUCGUACAGUCAGAGCCGGUCCUUAUCAUCCCAGAGUAGCAGUCGUGUGCGCGCGUGGGCCAUUAAAGAUGACGAGGAGGGUCAUCUGAUCUAUCGGCCAGGCGAUGUGCUGCAGGACAGAUAUGAGAUCGUGGGAACGCUCGGAGAGGGAACCUUUGGGAAAGUGGUGGAGUGUAUCGAUCAUCACAGGGGACGCUCUCACAUCGCUCUGAAGAUCAUUAAGAACGUGGAGAAAUACAAAGAAGCAGCUCGUCUGGAGAUCAACGUUCUGGAGAAAAUCAACCAGAAAGAUCCAGAAAACAAGAAUCUGUGUGUGCAGAUGUUGGACUGGUUCGACUAUCAUGGUCACAUGUGCAUCAGCUUUGAGCUGUUAGCUCUCAGUACCUUUGACUUCAUGAAAGAGAAUAAUUACCUGCCCUACUCCAUCAGUCAGGUCAGACACAUGGCCUACCAGAUCUGCCUCGCCGUCAAGUUUCUCCAUGACAACAAGCUGACACACACAGACCUCAAGCCUGAGAACAUCCUGUUUGUGAAAUCUGAUUAUACCGUCAUCUAUAACCCAGAGAAGAAGCGAGACGAGCGCUCCGUCAACAGCACUGCUGUGAAACUGGUGGACUUUGGCAGCGCCACGUUCGAUCACGAGCAUCACAGCACCAUCGUUUCCACCCGACACUACAGAGCGCCGGAGGUGAUUCUGGAGCUGGGCUGGAGUCAGCCGUGUGACGUCUGGAGUAUUGGCUGCAUUCUGUUUGAGUUCUACCGCGGCUACACACUCUACCAGACUCAUGAUAACAGGGAGCAUCUGGCCAUGAUGGAGCGAGUACAUGGACCAGUUCCUUCAAGAAUGAUUCGUAAAACGAGGAAGCAGAAAUACUUCUACAGAGGCCGACUGGACUGGGACGAGAACACGUCAGCAGGACGGUACGUCAGGGAGAACUGUAGACCUCUGAGAAGGUACGUGUUGUGCGAGUCAGAGGAGCAUCAUCUCUUCUUUGAUUUGUUGGAGGGCUUGUUGGAAUAUGAGCCGGAUCGGCGUUUGUCUCUCUCCGCUGCACUGCGUCAUCCUUUCUUCAGUCCCGUCCGAGAUGCUGAACACUUCAGUGGCUCCCGUAACAUCAGCCGGUGACCUCUGACCUCUGCCUCUCCUUCAACCCGUGCUUCCAAGUCUGUCCUUUCCACUGGACCGGAUCUGACUGUAUGGAGGACGUCUCUGUUUCUGAGCCGACGGUUCUGCUGAUUCGGUGGAAACGCCCACAGGAGUACAGUGAUGGACAGGUUGGUCAUCCAGUCACUUAUGAUUAUGUCACGAUGAAGAGACUGCUAGUGGUUGGGUGAGUUCUCUGCUCACUGCUGGUUGGUGGAGUUGAGCACAGAGCGACAGCCAGUAGAAUUAAACUGACACCUUCACAAGCGCCCUGAUUGGUCAGCCUUCGUUUGACGGACAGCUUCAAGGGGGCAGGACGUCUUAAUAUUGUUUUCAGGUGCCUAGGACUUCAGAUAUUGCACAUGUCGUGCUUCUCGGCAGACAAACACAGUUUUUCAGUAUUUAUUUUAUGAAUUUUGUUGUUUUGUAUGAGAUGAAUAUCAUUGUAUAAUACAGUACAUGUUCUCUAUAAUAAAAUGUGCUUCAUAUCA